Molecule: messenger RNA, 1214 nt
Organism: Colletotrichum destructivum
Lineage: Eukaryota; Fungi; Ascomycota; Sordariomycetes; Glomerellales; Glomerellaceae
Product: Putative class II aldolase/adducin
Exons: 1
Coding region: 286-1212 (308 amino acids)
Cellular component (GO): cytoskeleton
Molecular function (GO): actin filament binding
Source: RefSeq, a predicted model, not a curated record
CCCCGAAUGACAUUUACGGCUUUCGUAAGUGGCGCCUUAUCAAUCGAGCAUCUCCAUCCCCAUCCAUCUUCGUCUCCGUCUCCAUCCGUCCUCUGCAGAGAACAAACAAUAUCGACUAUUCUCCCCAACUUAGUACUGUUGAAAGACUCCGUCCGGUCUGACCUUUACUAGGCCACCCCAUCCUGUUCUAUUCAUUCACUCGAUUCCCUUUCCCCUCUCCCCGCGGAGCCCAUUUCAUCUACGGAGCCCGUAACCGAUCGCUGGAUAGACAGACAAAACCCCACCAUGGCCCCGUCCGCCGUUGCCAACGAUGCCGAGUCCCCGGUCGCAGAGGCCCGCGGAGCCGCCGUCGUGCCCAAGGAGGCAUCGCACACCAAGCACGGCCAUGAGCUCGUCAAUAAGACGCCGCUGCAGGCCAUGUCCCACGGCGACGUCGUGCUCGCCGGCAUCCCCGAGUUUCCCGACUUCGCGUCCAAGCGUCAGUGGCAGCUCGAGCACAUGGCCGCCGCGUUCCGCCACUGGGCCCGCGAGGGCUACGUCGACGGCAUGAGCGGCCACAUCUCCGUCCGGGACCCCGAGUUCCACGACGCCUUCUGGACGAACCCGCUCGGCCGCCAUUUUGGACUGCUUAAGGCCAGCGACAUGAUCCUCGUCAACCUCGACGGCGCCGUCGUCGGCGGCAACCGCUCCAAGCCGCCCAACACGGCCGGCUUCCUCAUCCACGCCGCCGUCCACAAGGCCCGCCCGGACGUCCAUGCUGUCUGCCACAGCCACAGCCUCCACGGCAAGGCCUGGUCCGUCUUCGGCCGCCGCCUCGAGAUGCUCACCCAGGACGCCUGCAAGUUUCGCGGCGACGCCCACAGCGUUUACAACAGCUACGGCGGCGUCGUCCUCGGCCCCGAGGAGGGCGAGGCUAUCGCCAAGGCGCUCGGUCCCAGGGGCAAGGGUUGCAUCCUGCGGAACCACGGCCUGUUGACCGUCGGCCAGACCGUGGACGAGGCUGCCUUUCUCUACACCUCCAUGGAGCGCAGCUGCCGCGUCCAGCUGCUGGCUGAGGCGGCCGCCGCCAACGGGCUGGAAAAGGUCCUGAUCACGGACGAGGAGGCGCAGUUCAAUUUUGACGUCGAGAGCGACCCGGAAAUCUGCUACUGCGAGUUCCAGGUGUAUUAUGACCUGGAGGACGAGUUGACGAAUGGUGCCUUCAAGAAAUAGAU